AUGUCUACCACAAAGUACUCCGACCGUGUCAUCCCAAGCAUUUCUCUGGCCAACUUUGAUCAGCGUAUCGAGGAAAUUACUGCACAGCUCGUCGAUGCCGCCGAAAAUGUUGGAUUCUUCAGCAUAGUCGACCACGGCAUCGCACGCACCGAUGUGGACAAGGUAUUUGAGUUUUCUUCAAGCUUCUUCUCCCUCCCCGAUGACGUUAAAUCGCUUGUGCCCUUUUCACCCAUCGAGAAUAUCGGCUGGGAGAAGAAUGCCCAGAUUCGGCCUUCGACGGGCGCCUGCGACCGCAAAGAGUCGUACCAGCUGCAGUUCAACAGUGGCAUGGAGACGCGCUGGCUGCCUGAGACGAUCGUCCCAGGCUUCCGGUCCACCGUCAUGACCUUCAUGCACCAGGCCCAGGCCGUGUCAGAGAAGCUCAUGGUCUGCUUCGCGCGCGGUCUAGGCUUCCCCGACGACUUUUUCGUCGCCGCGCAUGACAUUACCAAGGAAGACUCGCAGACUGUCGCGCGCCUACUGCACUACUUUGCUGCGCCGGAGGCAAGCAACGACGGGCAGAUAUACCACCGGGCGGGGGCCCACACGGAUUGGGACUUUAUCACACUCCUGUUCCAGAAGGCUGGCCAGUCGGGGCUGGAGAUUUGCCCGGGCCGCGAGGCAGCCUCGACCUUUGGGCACGGCGACGUCUGGACACGCGUCGAGCCCGCUGCCGAAUCCAACGCCAUCAUCUGCAACAUUGGCGACCUGCUCAUGUCCUGGUCUGACGACCGCUUCAAGUCUACGCUUCACCGCGUCAAGGCUCCCUGUGAGCCUGGUGACUUCUAUGGAGAGAGGUACAGCAUUGCCUUCUUCAAUCAGCCGCGCAAGUCGGCGGAGAUUCAGGGUCCAGGCAGGAAAUAUCCGCUGGUGACGGGCGCCGAGUUUACACGUAAGGCGAUGGAAAAGAACUUCAAGGCCAUUUUGCGAGCAAAAGAAAAAUUGGCGGUUGCUCCUGGGCUGCGGGCGCAAGCGGACGGCACCACCACGCGCCGCCGUCGGUCAUUUGUGCCGGAGCUCGUGGAGCAGGUCCCGCUGGACCGGACGCUGGGCUGCUCGCUGUCGCGCUUCGCCGAGCUGUACGGCCUGGGCUGUGACAUGGAGCUCAUCCUGAUGCGCCACCGGCCUUACGACCUUCGCUCCUACGAGUUCAGCCUCGAGACGCACGCCAUCCGCCGUGUCCUCGAGCACGACGAAGACCAGGAGUAUUCCGUGAAGUUUCACUUGGCCGCCGACGAAAAGGUUGUCGAGUCGAAUCCGACGCACUCGCUCGUGGAUUCCGUCGAGGGGUGUGUUCAUCCUCACAGACCCAGCCUGGUCGAGCUGUUUUGGCGCCACGUCCAUCCUUGCUACCCGAUCGUGUCCAGGGACAGCUUUAUCCUUAUAUAUAGCCAGUCCUGUCAAAACCUUCCCCCAGCUCUUAGGGCUGCCAUCUACUUGUCCGCCACCCGCUGGUGGACCUAUAAUCCGGAGCUGUCUAUCUGCUCACCCCAGACGCAGCGCCUCUAA
This is a messenger RNA of Cordyceps militaris CM01, 1548 nucleotides long. RefSeq names its product oxidoreductase domain containing protein. The transcript has 2 exons. The record is from RefSeq and is a predicted model, not a curated record. Gene Ontology annotation, molecular function: dioxygenase activity. Lineage: Eukaryota; Fungi; Ascomycota; Sordariomycetes; Hypocreales; Cordycipitaceae. The coding region runs from base 1 to 1548 and encodes 515 amino acids.